GCGGCGUGCGUGCGCGUGCGCGAGGGGUCACGUGGGAGCGACGCGGCGCCGUUGCCCCGCCCUCCCUCGGCGCGCGCUGGCGUCGGCUGCGUCUCCGGGCAUUUGAAUUGCGCUUCCGCCAUCUUUCCAGCCCUCAGUCAGACGGGCUCGGAGACGCUUCUGGAAGUAGCAUCGCGAUGGCUGCGCAAGGAGAGCCCCAAGUGCAGUUCAAGCUCGUAUUGGUUGGUGACGGCGGUACUGGGAAAACUACAUUUGUGAAACGCCAUCUGACUGGUGAAUUUGAGAAGAAGUAUGUAGCCACCUUGGGCGUUGAGGUCCAUCCCCUUGUGUUCCAUACCAACAGAGGACCCAUUAAGUUCAACGUAUGGGAUACAGCUGGCCAGGAGAAAUUUGGUGGACUGAGAGAUGGCUAUUACAUCCAAGCUCAAUGUGCCAUCAUAAUGUUUGAUGUAACAUCGAGGGUUACUUACAAGAAUGUGCCUAACUGGCAUAGAGAUCUGGUACGAGUGUGUGAGAACAUCCCCAUCGUGUUGUGUGGCAACAAAGUGGAUAUUAAGGACAGAAAGGUUAAGGCAAAGUCGAUUGUCUUCCACCGAAAGAAGAAUCUUCAGUACUAUGACAUCUCCGCCAAAAGUAACUACAAUUUUGAAAAGCCCUUCCUCUGGCUUGCUAGAAAACUGAUCGGAGACCCUAACUUGGAGUUCGUCGCCAUGCCUGCUCUUGCCCCGCCAGAGGUGGUCAUGGACCCAGCGUUGGCAGCGCAGUACGAGCACGAUCUAGAGGUUGCUCAGACAACUGCCCUCCCGGAUGAAGAUGAUGACCUGUGAGAAAAGUGAAGCUGGAGCCCAGCGUCAGAAGUCUAGUUUUAUAGGCAACUGUCCUGUGAUGUCAGUGGUGCAGCGUGUUUGCCACUUUAUUAUAUAGCUAAGCAGAACAUGUGCUUGAUGUUUGGGAUGCUGAAGGAGAUGGAUGGGCUUUGGAGUGAAUGUGGCAGUUAAAAAAAAAAAAAAAAAAACUUCAUUUUUUUGGACCUGCAUAUUUAGGUGUUUUGGAACACAGUUCUUUCCUCCUUAAGUUUCAAAUAUAAGACUGCUACAGUCACAUCACAAUAUCCAGUGGUGGAAUCUUGUUUGUUACUGUCAUUCCCAUUCCUUUUCGUUUAGAAUCAGAAUAAAGUUGUAUUUCAAAUAUCUAAGCAAAUGAACUCAUCCCUCGUUUAAAUGAGCAUUUUAAAACCACUAACAGGGAAAAUUGUGCCAUGUUAGUAUCUGAAUUGCCUUUGCUAUUACUACUUAAUUUGAAGUCUGUUAGGUUAAAUUCUUCUAAUUUUCUGUACAUGUGAAUCAUUUCACACAAAUGAAAUGACAGGUCAACAGUAUUGUAUUCGGUAAGUCGUUAAGAGGUGUAAAUACUGUCAAUGCAGUUAGGCUAAGAUAAUACCUACCCCACCUGUCUUUUGGCCUAGGUAGUGUCACAUCUAGGGAGGAGCUUGUUUGAGAUUUGUGUGACCUGUCAGAAUAAAAGUGGUACCUGUUUUAGA
Messenger RNA from Delphinapterus leucas (beluga whale), 1540 nucleotides. NCBI's taxonomy places the organism in Eukaryota, Metazoa, Chordata, Mammalia, Artiodactyla, Monodontidae. The record is from RefSeq and is a predicted model, not a curated record.